This is a messenger RNA of Naegleria lovaniensis, 2133 nucleotides long. RefSeq lists its product as uncharacterized. The transcript is spliced from 5 exons. The record is from RefSeq and is a predicted model, not a curated record. Bases 1 to 2133 code for a protein of 710 amino acids. NCBI's taxonomy places the organism in Eukaryota, Heterolobosea, Eutetramitea, Acrasida, Naegleriidae. Gene Ontology annotation, biological process: early endosome to late endosome transport. Gene Ontology annotation, molecular function: SNARE binding; guanyl-nucleotide exchange factor activity. Gene Ontology annotation, cellular component: late endosome; transport vesicle; early endosome.
AUGCCACAUGGAGGAAGUGGAAAUAUAAUGUCAUCGUCGUUGCCUUCAAGUUCAUUUAUGAAAAUGGCAGCAUCCAAUAGUGCCAGCAACAACAAAACAAAUUCAUCCUCCUCUUCUGAUUUGACAUUUGAAAGAAAAGAAAUUAAAUCCAAUAGAGCAAGUAUCAUCAACAAUACCAAUAAUGGAGAUAUGUUAAUCACUCCAAUCGCGUCAUCAUCGUCACAAUCUCAAAAUAGCUCUCCUAGUUCUAUGACUCGAAAGAAAAGAGUUUUCACCAUUGAAGGCGCGACAUUUUGGAAAAUCUUACUUGCAAACAAACAAUAUUUACAUUCAUGUAUGGAGGCACAAAAAACUAUUUGCAUUCCUCCCGAUGAAGAAGUGGAAUAUGUCUUUCAUCAUUUGAAAUAUCCUGCUUCAAAACUUCAAGCUUUUAUUAAGGAUCAUAUACUUUCAAAUUCUCCAUUAUUUGUUGGAGAAUUCAUUACAGAUCGAGGAAAUCAUCUCAGUGAAAAUAAGGAAAAGUUUGAAAUUUUAGAAAAAGAAAAACGAAAAACUUUAAAUCUGUCUUCUCUCAGUCUCUCUAGUAUUAUGGAAGAAGCAGAAAAAGUUCAACCUGUAAAUAUAUUACAAAGUGGAAAAGGAUUUUCUAAACAUUUUACUGUACAAGUAUUGAAAGAAGAAACGUGUUACAAUGAUAAUUUUAAACCCUACAAAGUUUUAUUUAUUGAUAAAUGUUUAAGUGAUGAAUAUCAACAAAUCACCGUUGGAGCUUCGUUACAAGAUCAUCACUCUACCAAAGAUUCAUCAAAGAAGGAUGACCGAUCCAUAGGAGGAAGCAAACAAUGGUCUUCUACAUCUCCCUCCAAUAUGGAAGACUAUCACUUAUUUUUACAAGAUUGGAAUUUUAAAGCAUAUAAUGACAAACUCAAAAGAUCGAUUCAACAUUUUAACUUUAAUUAUUUACUAUUGAAAGGUUUUCAUUCUGCUAUUCCUGACAAAAUUAGGGAAUACUUUGAUGUGAUUUAUGGUGAAUUUGUUUCAUCACAACAACCAACACCUGAGGAAGAGAAGGACUUGAAAAAUUCAAUUCAUUGUGUCUUGAUGGAGGGUAUUUAUGACAAAUUAUUUCCGUUUCUUGAAAAGUAUGCGUUCAAUGAAGAGGACAAGAACUUUUUGACCAUGUGUGAAGUCAUCGAUGCAGCAUGUUCCAAAUCAGAAAAUAAUGAACCAGCAGAAUUUGAUCUCUAUGAAAUUUUAAACAUCAGCAAAAGUUUUCAGUGUAACCAAACAGAUUCCAUUACCUAUUUUUCAAAACAUUUAAAUUGUGCAAGAAAUCCAUUUGACAAGAUGAAAUGUCUCAAGCAAACGACAGAUAAAAUUGUUGCUUGUAUCAAUAGACAGCAAUCAAAUAUGAAAACAGAAUUUGUGACCACGGAUGACAUGAUUCCACUCCUUGCCUAUGUGGUAGUGAAAUGUAAAAUUCCAAAUCUCAUCACCAACUUUAAUUUUAUGCAAGAUUAUCAAUUAGAAGAAGAACAUGGAUUAUCAGAAUACGGGUUUAGUGUCACAACCCUGAAUGCUACCAUCAUGUUUUUGAAAACUGAAAUUUAUGCGAACAAUGAGCACAAGUGGAAAAAGUACAAGAAAAAGGUCACAAACACAGAUAGUAAGGUCGUGACACCCACAAAAUCACAGAAACCCUUCAAAUUAGAUGUGGAACCUUACUUGUCACCAAUUUCUCCGGUGAGUGGAACUACCUCUCCAAGUUUGGAACAAGUAGAUCGCUCUCCAUCCACAACAUUACAAACUGUCAACAAAUCCACCACGCUAGAGGAAGUAACAAAAACUCCCAGUACUCCUCAAGAUGACCAACCACCACUUGUUGAAUCUCACAAUAAUCUCUCUGGCUUGUUAAGCCCAAGAGACUCUCGUAGUUUGGCUUUGAAGCAGAAAAGACAAGAGGAGCGAGAAAAGCGCAUGUCACUUCGAAAACAAGAAUCAAUAGCAGUGAUCAAAAGUUUUGAAAACAAGGUACCAGAAAAGAAAUCGUCAUCUUCUUCAUCAAGUUCUGGAACCCUUCCCAGACAAAUGUCCUUACCUCAAUUUUCCAAAAACUCUUAUGAUAAACUUUAA